Molecule: messenger RNA, 411 nt
Organism: Rotaria sp. Silwood1
Lineage: Eukaryota; Metazoa; Rotifera; Eurotatoria; Philodinida; Philodinidae
Source: the annotation of a GenBank genome assembly
AUGUUAUCAAUAUUUUCAUCAAAAAAUGACAUAGAAAAAGUUCGAAAUAUUUUACCAUUUAUUAAUAAUACAAAUAUCAUAAAUAAAAUUCAAAUUUCAAACGGUUCAACUUGUUUCUAUGUUGCAUGUUAUUAUGGACAUGGCGAUAAAGUAAAAAUUUUAUUAGAAUAUGGAGCUCUACGUUCGAUAAAAAAUUUACGACACAGUUUAAUACCUUAUGAAGAAGUUGAAAUAGAUAAUAUCAAAAAAUUAUUUUUACAUCAAAAAAGAUUAUUAUUUUCAAAGAAUGAUUAUGGUUAUAUUGAAUGGUCAAUGGAAGGCGAUGAUCUUCUUAGUAAAUGGCGUAAAUUUCGUCAAACUAUUGACUUCUAUAAAACCUAUGACAACUAUCAUAUAGUAUCAAAAUUAUGA